AUGGGCCGUCUCAUCAAAAACCACUGGGCCCGCCUCAUCGUCCUCACAGCGUCCGUCUGCAGCGCAAUUGAAGCCUUUAUCUGGCCCAAGAUUUUCUGGGACACUUGGACCCGAAACCUCGACGGCGCGGUCACCCCCGUACCUGUCCUGCAAAUAUUGAACCUUUUAAUGGGCCUCCUGGGCGUCGCCUGGGAAUGGCCACUAAAAUACCUCGCGGGGACGACGGCGCAUCGCAGCAUCGAAUUUCGGCUGUUGCUCUACCCGCUCAGCUCGAUUCUUGCGGCGCUUAUAUACCAAGGCACGAACGCAGCGAUCUACUAUCUGAUUGGGAUCGCGGUCUAUUUUUGGGCGUAUAGUGAAGGGGAGAUAUAA
Aspergillus nidulans FGSC A4 is the source of this 372-nucleotide messenger RNA. RefSeq lists its product as uncharacterized. The transcript is spliced from 3 exons. The record is from RefSeq and is a predicted model, not a curated record. Bases 1 to 372 code for a protein of 123 amino acids. NCBI's taxonomy places the organism in Eukaryota, Fungi, Ascomycota, Eurotiomycetes, Eurotiales, Aspergillaceae.